This is a messenger RNA of Paraglomus brasilianum, 568 nucleotides long. The record is from the annotation of a GenBank genome assembly. NCBI's taxonomy places the organism in Eukaryota, Fungi, Glomeromycota, Glomeromycetes, Paraglomerales, Paraglomeraceae.
AACAAAAGAUAUUACCGAACUGGAGUUUGACAAUUGGCUGAGCACUGUAUACUUGCCGGUCAACCAGUUGAAGAAGUCAGCCACAAAGUUGUGCAGGCUUCAUUGGACAAGCAAUAUGUCCAAGAAUCGCUCCGUAAAACAUGCACCGACGGAAGAAGACAAGCAAGCAUUAAAAGCAAUCGCAGUUGUUUUCUCGUCAUUAGCAUCAAAUAUCAGCCCUAUGUUGCCUGCUGAAUCAGGCAUCAUUGACUUGGCAGAUAAGGAUUGUGAAUGUGUUGUGGUGUUGACUACAGAGCAUAUCGCAAACUCCGAGUCAAGUUACCAUGAUGCCAUUGCAUUAGGCAAUGAUAGUGAAGAGGCAUUGGCGAAAAAUGUUGAACUACUGAGCGUAAAUAUGGUUAUUGGGAAUGUGCGCAAUCCCCUAUUUGCAUAUAAUAAUAAACGAGUUGGUGUUCGGAGACAGGCUGAAAAGGUGAGCUUUGCAAGUCUCCAGAGGAAGAUUGUAACAGGCGCGCCACACUAUGGAAACAAGCCCGAUUUUAGCAUCCUCUUAGACCUCAUUGCUGAU